Messenger RNA from Orycteropus afer afer, 3366 nucleotides. It is a transcript of the gene LEPR, whose product is annotated as leptin receptor. Gene Ontology annotation, biological process: cytokine-mediated signaling pathway. Bases 1 to 3366 code for a protein of 1121 amino acids. Lineage: Eukaryota; Metazoa; Chordata; Mammalia; Tubulidentata; Orycteropodidae. The transcript has 20 exons. Gene Ontology annotation, cellular component: membrane; external side of plasma membrane. Gene Ontology annotation, molecular function: cytokine receptor activity; protein binding. The record is from RefSeq and is a predicted model, not a curated record.
AUGACGGUGUAUAAGACACUCUUUAAGUCCAUGGAUGAAUUUAUUUAUGUGAUAACUGCGUUUAACUUGGCAUAUCCAAUUACUCCCUGGAGAUUUAAGUUGUCUUGCAUGCCACCAAACACAACCUAUGGCUUCCUCUUGCCUGGAAUGUCAAAGAACACUUCAAGUUUGAAUGGAAAUUAUGAGGCAGUUGUUGAAGCUAAAUAUAAUUUAAGUGCUACCUACUUUUCUAACUUGUCAUCCAAAACAACUUUCCGCUGUUGUUUUUGGAGUGAGCAAGAUAAAAACUGCUCUAUACAUGCAGAUGGGAAGACAUUUAUGUCAAGAGUAAAUUCUUUAGUUUUUCAACAAAUAGGUAAUUGGGAGCUCUGGUGUUGGAAGCAAAGAGAUUUGGAAAAUUUUGUUUGUUUUUUUAAACCUACCCAACAAUUACAUGCAUAUGUUAAUGUUUUGCUCUUAUUAUCUUAUUAUAGGUCUGAAGUAUUAGAUUUAUCUCUACCCCCCCAGAAAGACAGUUUUAAGAUUGUUCAGUGCAACUGCAGUCUUCAUGAAUGUUGUGAAUGUUAUGUCCCUGUGUCAACAUCCAAACUCAACUAUACUUAUCUUAUGUUUUUGGAAAUCACAUCUGGUGGAGUAAUUUUUCAGUCACCUGUAAUGUCAGUUCAGCCCAUAAAUAUAGUGAAGCCUGAUCCACCAUUAGGUUUGCAUAUGGAAAUCACAGACAAUGGUAACUUAAAGAUAUCUUGGUCCAGCCCAACAUCAGUACCAUUUCAACUUAAAUAUCAAGUGAAAUAUACAGAGAAUUCUACAACAAAUGUGAAAGAAGCUGUUGAAAUGGUCUCAGCUACAUCCCUGCUAGCAGACAGUGUACUUCCUGGGUGUUCAUAUAAGGUUCAGGUGCGAGGUGGAAGACUGGAUGGCCCAGGAAUCUGGAGUGACUGGAGCACCCCUUAUAUCUUUACCACACAAGAUGUCAUAUACUUGCCACCUAAAAUUCUGACAAGUGUUGGAUCUAAUGUUUCUUUUCAUUGCAUUUAUAAAAAUGAAAACAAGAUUGUUUCUGCCAAAAAGAUCGUUUGGUGGAUGAAUUUGGCUGAGAAAAUUCCUGAAAGCCAGUAUAAUAUUGUGAAUGACCAUGUUAGCAAAGUUACUCUUCCCAAUUUAAAUGCAACCAAAACUCGAGGAAAAUUCACCUAUAAUGCAGUGUACUGCUGCAACGAGCAUGAGUGCCACCAUCGCUAUGCUGAGUUAUAUGUGAUUGAUGUCAAUAUCAAUAUAUCAUGUGAAACUGAUGGGUACUUAACUAAAAUGACUUGCAGAUGGUCAACCAAUCCAAUCCAAUCACUUGUGGGAAGUACUUUGCAGUUGAGGUAUCAUCGGAGCAGACUUUACUGUUCUGAUUUCCCCAAAAUUCAUGCCAUAUCUGAACCCAAAGAUUGCCAUUUGCAGAGGGAUGGUUUUUAUGAAUGCAUAUUUCAACCAAUUUUUUUAUUAUCCGGCUAUACAAUGUGGAUUAGGAUCAAUCACUCUUUAGGUUCACUUGACUCUCCACCAACAUGUGUUGUUCCUGAUUCCAUGGUGAAACCUCAGCCUCCAUCCAGUGUGAAAGCAGAAAUUACUGUACACAUUGGGAUAUUAAAAAUAUCUUGGGAAAAGCCAGUCUUUCCAGAGAAUAAUCUUCAGUUCCAGAUUCGCUAUGGCCUAAGUGGAAAAGAAGUACAAUGGAAGGUUCCACUUUGCUCAAACACAUGUACAACUUGGACUCCUUGUCAUUUUGCAGUUCCUAUCAGAGGACCUGAAUUUUGGGGAAUAAUUAAUGAAGAUACUACUAAAAAAGAGAGAAAUGUCACCUUACUUUGGAAGCCUCUGACGAAAAAUGAAUCACUGUGCAGCGUGAGAAGAUAUGUGGUGAAACAUCAUACUUCCCUCAAUGGAACGUGGUCAGAAGAUAUGGGAAGUCACACUAAAUCAACUUUCUUAUGGACAGAGCAAGCACAUACUGUUAUAAUUCUGGCUGUAAAUUCAAUUGGUGCUUCUAAUUUUGAAUUUAAAAUGAAUUUCCUUUUCUUCUCCUCAGUAAAUAUUGUGCAGUCACUCAGUGCUUAUCCUUUAAACAGUAGUUGUGUGAUUCUUUCCUGGAGGCUUUCACCCAGUGACUACAAUCUAAUGUAUUUUAUUAUUGAGUGGAAAAAUCUAAAUGAAGACAAUGAAAUUAAAUGGAAUAGAAUCCCUUCAUCUGCUAAGAAGUAUUAUAUACAUGAUUAUUUCAUCCCCAUUGAGAAGUAUCAAUUCAGUCUUUACCCAGUAUUUGUGGAAGGAGUAGGAAAACCGAAGAUAAUUAAUAGUUUCACCCAAGAUGAUAUCGAAAAACCCCAGAAUGAUGCAGGUCUAUAUGUAAUUGUGCCAAUAAUUAUUUCCGCUUCAAUCUUACUGCUUGGAACAUUGUUAAUAUCACACGACAGAAUGAAGAAGCUGUUUUGGGAAGAUGUUCCAAACCCCAAGAAUUGUUCCUGGGCACAAGGACUUAAUUUUCAGAAGCCAGAAACGUUUGAACACCUUUUUAUCAAGCACGCAGAAUCAUUGACAUUUGGUCCUCUUCUUUUGGAGCCUGAAACCAUUUCAGAAGAUAUCAGUGUUGAUGCAUCAGGGAAAAAUAAAGAUGAGGUGGCGUCAACUACUAUGGUCUCUCUACUUUUGACAACUCCUGCCCUUGAAAAACGUUCUGUUUGUAUUAGUGACCAGUGCCACAGUGCUAAUUCCUCUGAGGCUGAGAGCACCAGGAUGACCUGUGAGGAUGAGAGCCAGAGACAGCCCUCUGUAAAAUACGCCACACUUCUCAGCACCCCUAAAUCAAGUGAAACUGAUGAAGAGCAAGGGCUUAUAAAUAGUUCAGUCAGCAAGUGCUUCUCUAGCAAAAAUUCUCUAUUGAAGGACAAUUCCUCUAGUAGCUCAUGGGAGAUGGAGACCCAGGCAUUUUUUAUAUUAUCAGAUCAAAAUCCCAAUAUAAUUUCACCACACCUUACAUUUUCAGAAGAAUUUGAUGCACUUUUCAAACUGGAAAGCAAUUUCCCUGAAGAAAAUAAUGAAAAAAGGUCUGUCUAUUAUUUAGGGGUCACCUCACUCAAAAGAAGAGAGAGUGGGGUGUUUAAGACUGAUGAGUCGAGAUUGUUGUGCGCAUUCCCAACCCACAGUUUGUUCACUGACAUCAAGAUUCUUCAAGACAGUUGUUCACACUUUAUAGAAAAUAACUUCAACUUAGGAACUUCUGUUAAGAAGACAUUUGUUUCUUACAUGCCUCAAUUUCAGACUUGUUCAACUCAGACUCAGAUGAUAAUGGAAAAUAAGAUGUGUGACCUGACCGCGUAA